Molecule: messenger RNA, 2048 nt
Organism: Fulmarus glacialis (Northern fulmar)
Lineage: Eukaryota; Metazoa; Chordata; Aves; Procellariiformes; Procellariidae
Gene: AFF3
Product: AF4/FMR2 family, member 3
Exons: 11
Biological process (GO): regulation of gene expression
Cellular component (GO): nucleus; super elongation complex
Source: RefSeq, a predicted model, not a curated record
UUUUACACGCUGGUUCCUUUCGGUAGGAAUGAGCUCCUGUCUCCUCUGAAAGACAGUGAUGAGGUAAAGUCGCUGUGGGUCAACAUUGACUUGGCUCUUUUGUCCAGGAUUCCAGAGCGUUUGCCCGAAGAGCCGCUGGCCAUGAGCGCCGGAGCAAACCAGGCGGCCAGCCUCCCGCAGGGUAGUAGUGCUGACCCCCCCGCAGAGAAGGGUUUACCGAAAUCUAGAAGGAAACGCAAGUGUGAGAAUGAGGAAGAGUGCAGAGACAUCAAGAAGACUCAUUUAGAGAGAGAGGGUUCUUCACGAUUACCUGCCUCUGCCCAUAGCAUCACAACAGCAAAUCACUGCAAUAUGAAUGAAAACAGCUUGGCAAUACCAAUAAAUAAAAAUGAGAAAAUGCUUCGGUCACCCGUCUCUCCCCUCUCUGAUGCAUCAAAACACAAAUACUCCAACGAUGAUUUAACUUCCUCCAGCAGACCUAAUGGCAGCAGUCUAUUACCUUCCAUCUCCUCCAGCAAAAAACAUAAGGGUGAAAUCCAGUCACAGCCACAUCCCGGAGACUUCAAUAAAGCAAUUCACAUCAAUUCAGAAAAUGUUCUUUGCAAUAAGCCCCAGUCCCAAACAGAGCCUUGGUCACCUCUGUCCAGCACACCCAGGGACUGCAGAAGGACAAAGCUUAUCUUCGAUGAUAUGCCACGCAAUGCAGAUUACUUUAUGCAGGAAGCUAAACGGAAGAAGCAUAAAGCAGAUGCAAUGGUGGAAAAGUUUGGAAAGGCACUGAAUUAUGCAGAAGCAGCACUAUCGUUUAUUGAGUGUGGAAAUGCAAUGGAACAAGGCCCAAUGGAAUCUAAAUCCCCUUAUACAAUGUAUUCAGAAACAGUUGAACUCAUCAGGUAUGCAGUGAGACUAAAAACCCACUCAGGCGCCAGCGCCACGCCAGAAGACAAACAGCUGGCAGCAUUAUGUUACCGCUGCCUGGCCCUUCUGUACUGGAGGAUGUUUCGACUCAAGAGAGACCAUGCGGUCAAGUAUUCGAAAGCGCUUAUUGAGUAUUUCAAGAAUUCAUCAAAAGCUGCCCAGAACCCAUCACCUUGGGGUGCCAGUGGGAAGAGCACAGGAACUCCAUCACCCAUGUCCCCUAGCCCUUCUCCAGUCAGCUCUGUAGGAUCCCAGGGGAGCACAGGGGCCCCUUCCCCAUCUCCUAUCAUCAACAUCCCGCAGCGCAUUCAUCAGAUGGCCGCCAACCACGUCAGCAUCACCAACAGCAUCCUGCACAGCUAUGACUACUGGGAGAUGGCUGACAACCUGGCCAAGGAAAACAGAGAUUUUUUUAACGACUUGGAUGCGUUGAUGGGACCUAUCACCUUGCACAGCAGUAUGGAGCAUUUAGUUCAGUACACUCAACAAGGACUUCACUGGGUGCGGAACAGCGCUCACUUGUCAUAAUGACUGUGUGCCAUUCACAUGGACAGUAUAACUUUCAUGGAUAAUUCAGUUAUUCUGGACACUGUGCUACAGAAAUAGUCAACCACAGCAUUGAUCCAAACAGAGGUGAAUAUUUCUUCAAUAUUGAGCAAAAUUUUUCUGAAUGUAGACAUGUAUGUGUGCAUAUGUACAAUAUACAAUGAUGUCUCUUCAGAAUGAAUUGUUCUGUACCACUCUCCAAACAUUUUCAUACACUAGAAAUACUGGAAAGAACUGAUCUUAAUGCAUGAAACAUACCCUUUCUGUUCUUGUGCUGAAAAACUCAGAAACCAAAAUCUCGUCAGUUGAUUGAACCAAGUGCAAUAAGCACAGAUCCCUAUUCAGGAAAGAUCUCAACAGAUUGUUAACUUUAAGCUUGUACUGAAAUCCCAUUGACUUCAGCAGAGCUUAAGUACAUACACAAGGGCUUUCCUGAACUGGAAUGAAUGAGGGCAAAUCAUAGACAAGGAGAACUUUUACUGCGAGCAUGGACACGUCACAGAAGUUUCAAUGUUAACGUGCCAUCUCCCUGUUACUUCCCCACUGGGGCACACAGAGGAGUUGUGUAGUCCGCAUUAAGUUGG